AAUUCCAUCCAUAUAUUUAGAGAGAGAGAGAGAGAGAGAACCGGUGGGAGAAUUUGUUUUACUAUAAUCUGAAUAGAGAAGAAAAAGAAUCUCAGGAAAAUUUAUUGAAACGAAAAUUAAAUAAUUUCUAUAUAUAGAGGGGGAAAGGGGAGACGGAAGAAUCGCUUCGUAUAUAAGCCAUCAGGAGCUCAAGACUUGUCACAUUUUUUUAUAUAUUACAGACCAGUUAAUCGGAUGAGUAUGUGCGUAUAGAGAGAGAGAGAGCAGGUAAAUAUUGUGUGUGUGUUCAGGAGGCGACGGCCAUGGCUGAAUUCAGUGGGGAUUCCGUUUGCCUCGAUGUGGAGACGAUUUAUCUCGGAGGAAAGGAGCAUAUUAUAAGAACGGCCAGUGGUUCUGUAUCUGUUAUUGUUUAUGGCGACCGAGAUAAGCCAGCUUUGAUCACUUAUCCUGAUUUAGCUUUAAAUCAUAUGUCUUGUUUUCAAGGAUUGUUCUUUUGUCCAGAUGCAGCAGCAUUGCUGCUUCACAAUUUUUGUAUUUACCAUAUUAGUCCUCCUGGACAUGAGUUGGGAGCAGCUGCAAUUUCUGAUGAUCAUCCAGUACCCUCUGUCGAUGAUUUAGCUGACCAAAUUCUUGAGGUGCUCAACAAGUUUAGGCUUGGUGCAGUUAUGUGCAUGGGUGCAAUGGCCGGUGCUUACAUCCUCACCUUGUUUGCUAUGAAAUAUAGGGAGCGGGUUCUUGGUUUGAUUCUUGUUUCUCCUUUGUGUAAAGCACCAUCUUGGAAAGAAUGGCUUUGUAAUAAGGUUAUGUCCAAUUUGCUGUAUUAUUAUGGUAUGUGUGGUCUGGUGAAGGAAUGCUUGCUAUAUCGGUAUUUUAGCAAGGAAGUUCGUGGCGGUGUCGACAUUCCAGAAUCAGACAUAGUUGAAGCAUGCAGAAGACUGCUGGAUGAGAGGCAGAGCACAAAUGUGUUGCGUUUUCUUGAAGCAAUAGAGAGGAGACCUGACAUAACUAAUGGUCUGAAGACACUCAAGCGUCGAACUCUGAUAUUUGUUGGAGAUAAUUCUCCUUUUCAUUCAGAGUCCCUCCACAUGAUUGCUAAACUGGAUAAAAAAUACAGUGCCUUAGUUGAGGUACAAGAUUGUGGAUCGAUGGUUACAGAGGAGCAGCCACAAGCAAUGCUAACAUCAUUGGAAUAUUUUCUCAUGGGUUACGGUCUGUACCGGCCAAGUUAUUUUAGUGGCAGCCCAAGGAGUCCGCUGAGCCCUACAUGUAUUUCUCCGGAACUCUUCUCUCCAGAAAGCAUGGGAUUGAAACUGAAACCAAUCAAGACUCGCCUCUCGUCACAAAGAUAAACACUCCAGUAGAUUCAUCAUCCUCUGUAAAUUGGAAGCCCGAAAUUAGUUCUUUCAUUUGUUUCAUUUUUUCUUCGUAUCAUCAUUGUUCGAAUGAUCAAGCAGUGUAGAAAUUGUUGUAGAUAGCAGCUGGAAAUUCUUUAUUGGACAUAGGGUGGGAGUUUUUGGGUUAUUCAUUCAUUUGUAGUCAGUCAUGACCGUAUCGCUUGAUCUGUAUGAUGUGUAAAUGUUGAAGGCGACAUUUGUGAUGAUGACGAGAUAUGAAUAAGAGCAGAGCAAGUGAGCUGGUGGCUCUUGUUGCUCAAUUAAUACAGA
Messenger RNA from Sesamum indicum (sesame), 1664 nucleotides. Its product is annotated as protein NDL1. The record is from RefSeq and is a predicted model, not a curated record. Lineage: Eukaryota; Viridiplantae; Streptophyta; Magnoliopsida; Lamiales; Pedaliaceae.